Messenger RNA from Salvelinus sp. IW2-2015, 1143 nucleotides. RefSeq names its product zinc finger protein 721-like. Lineage: Eukaryota; Metazoa; Chordata; Actinopteri; Salmoniformes; Salmonidae. The record is from RefSeq and is a predicted model, not a curated record.
AGUCUCUCCGGAUCAGAACACCUCAAGAAACACCAGCAGAGACCCACAGGGAAGAAAUCUCAUUGCUGCUCUGACUGUGGGAAACGUUGCAAAUAUUCAUCAUACCUUAAAAUACACCAGCGAGUACACACAGGAGAGAAACCUUAUAGCUGUGAUCAAUGUGGGAAGAGUUUUACUCAGUCAAGCGCCCUGAAAUCCCACCUAAAACUACACACAGGAGAGAAACCUUUUAGCUGUGAUCAAUGUGGGAAGAGAUUUAUUAAGUCUAGCAAUCUGACAGUACACCAGAGAAAACACACAGGAAAUAAAUAUUUUAGUUGUAAUCAAUGUGUGAAAAGUUUUAUUACAUCUAGAGAUCUGACUGUACACCAGAGAACACACACAGGAGAGAAACCUUAUAGCUGUGAUCAGUGUGGGAAGAGUUUUAUUACAUCUAGCCAUCUGACUAGACACCAGCGAGUACACACAGGAGAGAAACCAUUCCACUGUUCAGAUUGUGGAAAAAGAUUCUCAACUUCACAGAUUUUGAAGAUGCACCAGAAAACACACACAGGAGAGAAAUCGUAUAGCUGUGCUCAAUGUGGGAAGAGAUUUACUCAGUCAAGCUCCCUGAAAUCACACAGUAAACUACACACAGGAGAGAAACCUUUUAUCUGUGAUCAAUGUGGGAAGAGAUUUAUUAAUUCUAGCAAUCUGACAGUACACCAGAGAAAACACACAGGAGAGAAACCUUAUAGCUGUGAUCAGUGUGGGAAAAGUUAUAUUACAUCUAGCCAUCUGACUAUACACCAGCGGAGACACACAGGAGAGAAACUUCACCACUGUUCAGAUUGUGGAAAAAGCUUUUCAACUUCACAUACUUUGAAGAUGCACCAGAAAACACACACAGGAGAGAAAUCUUAUAGCUGUGAUCAAUGUGGGAAGAGUUUUACUCAGUCAAGCUCCCUGAAAUCCCACCAUAAACUACACACAGGAGAGAAAUCUUUUAGCUGUGAUCAAUGUGGGAAGAGUUUUACUACAUCUAGCUAUCUGACUAUACACCAGCGGAGACACACAGGAGAGAAACCUUAUAGCUGUGUUCAAUGUGGGAAGAGAUACUCUGAUAAAAGUUAUCUGAUCAAACAUCAGAAAAUACAUACAUGA